AUGAAAUUUGAUGAGCGAGCUGGGAAGCGAUUUUCGAUUCAAGCAAGAAAGACCGCCAAAGAGACGUCGGGCGAGUACCAGACGACGCUGCAGCAAGUGGUGCUCGCCGGCGACCUCGAAGCGGUGCGGAAGGAGCUCUCGCUUCGACCCGGCGAGCCUCUGGAGGAGAACAACAAGUCGAUUCUGCACUACGCCGUGAUGACGCGGAACACAGACAUCGUGCAGAUGCUGAUCCGCGAGUCCAGGGACAAAGGCGUUGCCCUCGACCUCAACAAAAACGACAUCAUCACCGGGUUCACGCCAUUGCACUACAGCAUAUUUAUCGAGAGCAGGCAGAUGCUGACCAUGUUGCUCGCCGAAUACAACGCUGACAUCGACGUAACCGAUGCCUUCUCUGCUACUCCGCUAGACUAUGCGCGAAUGCUGGGAAUGGUGCCACACAUGCCGUCACAUCUCAUCCCGCGUUCGAUCACGGUCUAUGACAAGGCCCACGAGAGCGUGGCCCAGUGGCCCGUCGCACAACUCGAGGAGCGACUUACGGUCACCUACUGCGCGCUCCCUGUGUGCGGACACAAGUACAUCGAAGAGCUCAUGUUUAGCGGCUUCGGGAUUGGCGAAACCGAUGUCGAGUUCAGCGUGGGAUAUGGCGUCUUUGCGGGGAAAGACUACCAGCCCGGCAGCUACAUCUGCCGUUAUGGUGGUCGCUUGAGCGCUGAAGGGACCAUCAAGAAUCGGGCGUACGCGGUCGUGUCAGGCGUGGAGGGCAUGGUGCUUGACGGCACGCACUACCGCAACCUCGGAGGCAUGAUCAACCACUCUGCGCGGUACGCCAACGCCGAGCUGCAGUGCUUCUUCGACCGGGGCGCUGAGCAGGCCGUCAUCACAGCCACCCAGUUCAUCCCCAAGGGCAAGCAGAUCCUGUUGGACUAUUCAGAGAGCUACUGGCAGGCGGAGGACGAGACGACGACAUCAACAGAGGCCGAAGCCGACGACAAGAAGCCGGCCUACCUCAUGGCCGCCGCCGGGGAUGCCCAGGUGCAGGUGGUGGAGAUGGGAGGCGACGAGCCCGGCUCCUUCCCUGCCUUCCUCCCCUCGGCCUUUGUGGUGCGACUGCUCUUGAACAUCCUGGGCGUGGGCUCGCAAGUGUUCGGGAAGGCCUUCCUCGAUGCCUGGCGACAAGCCGGCCUCAAGGCCAAGCAGACCGGGGCAGGCCUCUCGCUGGCGGAGGCGCAGAAAAUUUUGGGGCUGAGACCGCCCUACGAACUCAAGGAAGUCACCAAGCGAUACGAACAGCUGUUCAAGUCAAACGAUCCUGCCAAUGGUGGGUCCUUCUAUCUGCAGUCCAAGGUCUACAGGGCACGAGAACGACUGGAGCAGGAGUUCAAGACCAACGCGGAGUGGCAGGCCAAGGGCGGCGGCACCAACGCCGAGUGA
This is a messenger RNA of Acanthamoeba castellanii str. Neff, 1434 nucleotides long. RefSeq names its product SET domain containing protein. Gene Ontology annotation, cellular component: TIM23 mitochondrial import inner membrane translocase complex. The record is from RefSeq and is a predicted model, not a curated record. Bases 1 to 1434 code for a protein of 477 amino acids. Gene Ontology annotation, molecular function: protein binding. The transcript is spliced from 13 exons. Gene Ontology annotation, biological process: protein import into mitochondrial matrix. Lineage: Eukaryota; Discosea; Longamoebia; Acanthamoebidae.